AUGGCUCGUGGGCAGGCAGGGAUGUCUCCGCAAACGCAGCGACCGCUGCAUUGGUGGCCUCACUGGGAGCCUUUCUAUUUGGUCUUGAUAUUGGACGUGGGUCACCUAGCCAACUGGAGAAGCAAAGCUUCUCAGAUUCCUGCCGGACAAGCUGGUUUCAUCGUAGCAAUCUUCUCCAUCGGCUGUAUUCUCACCUCCUUUCCGCCCAUCAGUAGUUUCUUCUUAGACGAGCUUGGACGGCGGAGUAGCAUCCUCUUGGGUGGCGUGAUCUUCCUAGCUGGUUGUGCUCUUCAAGCUUUGAGCCAGUCCAUGAUCGUCUUUCUGCUGGGCCGCUUAGUGACAGGCACCUCAAUUGGACUCCUCAGUAAUGUGGUGCCCCUCUACCAGGCCGAGAUGGCACCCGCUGAGUUGCGAGGCACCCUGACGUCCAUGUACAACAUGAUGAUCACCACAGGCAUCUUUGUCGCCGCGUUACUGGAUGAAUUUCUGGUGGACAUCGAUGGGGGCUGGAGAACCGCCAUCCUCCUACAGGUGGACUGUGUGGCUCCGGAGAAGGGGCUUGAGCAGCACGGCGAACAG
Molecule: messenger RNA, 579 nt
Organism: Cladocopium goreaui
Lineage: Eukaryota; Dinophyceae; Suessiales; Symbiodiniaceae
Source: the annotation of a GenBank genome assembly